GUCCUUGCAAUGGCCAUGAACACUACAUCUCCCACAGCACACUCUGCACCAGGUGUCAUGUUCAUCUCUCUGCUGGCUAUCAUCCUAUUAUCAGUGGCGCUGGCUGUGGGGCUCCCUGGCAACAGCUUCGUGGUAUGGAGCAUCCUGAAAAAGAUGCGGAAGCGCUCUGUCACCGCCCUGCUGGUGCUGAACCUGGCCCUGGCAGACUUGGCUGUAUUGUUCACUGCUCCCUUUUUCCUCCACUUCCUGGCCCAAGGCACCUGGAGUUUUGGACUGUCUGGCUGCCGCCUGUGCCACUAUGUCUGCGGAGUCAGCAUGUAUGCCAGCGUCCUGCUUAUCACCACCAUGAGUCUGGACCGUUCGCUGGCGGUGGCCCACCCCUUUGUGUCCCAGAAGCUGCGCACCAAGGCUAUUGCCAGGCGGGUGCUGGCAGGCAUCUGGGUGUUGUCCUUCUUGCUGGCCACACCUGUCCUUGUGUACCGCAAGGUGAUCUUGAGACAGAAUAGGAGCUUGGUCUGCUUCCCGAACUACCCCACCGAAGGCCACAGGGCCUUCCAUCUCCUCUUCGAGGCCAUCACGGGCUUCCUGCUGCCCUUCCUGGCCGUGGUGGCCAGCUACUCGGACAUCUGGCGCAGGCUGCAGUCCCGUCGCUUCCGCCGCAGCCGCCGUACCGGCCGCCUGGUGGCGCUCAUCAUCUUGGCCUUCGCCGCCUUCUGGCUGCCCUACCACGUGGUGAACCUGGCCGAGGCGGCCCGCGCGCUGGCGGGUCGGGCCGUGGGCUCCGGGCCCGCGGGCCGGCGGCUGCUCCUGGCCCGCCACGUGCUCAUCGCGCUCGCCUUCCUGAGCAGCAGCGUGAACCCCGUGCUGUACGCGUGCGCCGGCGGCGGCCUGCUGCGCUCGGCCGGCCUGGGCUUCGUCGCCAAGCUGCUGGAGGGCACGGGCUCCGAGGCGUCCAGCACCCGCCGCGGGGGCACCCUGGGCCAGACCGUGAGGGGCGCCGCCGCCUCUCCGGAGCCCGGCCCCGCCGAGAGCCUCACUGCCGCCCCCAGCCCUCAUGAGGGAAGCGAACUGAAGUAG
Molecule: messenger RNA, 1077 nt
Organism: Cynocephalus volans (Philippine flying lemur)
Lineage: Eukaryota; Metazoa; Chordata; Mammalia; Dermoptera; Cynocephalidae
Gene: LTB4R
Product: leukotriene B4 receptor
Exons: 1
Coding region: 10-1077 (355 amino acids)
Biological process (GO): phospholipase C-activating G protein-coupled receptor signaling pathway; complement receptor mediated signaling pathway; positive regulation of cytosolic calcium ion concentration
Cellular component (GO): plasma membrane
Molecular function (GO): complement component C5a receptor activity; leukotriene receptor activity
Source: RefSeq, a predicted model, not a curated record